Lynx canadensis (Canada lynx) is the source of this 2582-nucleotide messenger RNA. RefSeq names its product prolylcarboxypeptidase (gene PRCP). Gene Ontology annotation, biological process: negative regulation of systemic arterial blood pressure; regulation of blood vessel endothelial cell migration; proteolysis. The coding region runs from base 564 to 2057 and encodes 497 amino acids. Gene Ontology annotation, molecular function: dipeptidyl-peptidase activity; serine-type exopeptidase activity. The transcript is spliced from 10 exons. Lineage: Eukaryota; Metazoa; Chordata; Mammalia; Carnivora; Felidae. The record is from RefSeq and is a predicted model, not a curated record.
GAGAGAUAGGGUUUGGCGAAUGUUCUUCCCUGACUGGUGGGGUAGUGGCACAGUCUAUAAAGCUGGUUUGGGGGGUAGCAUAGGAAUCUCAGGAAAGGGUGGUAGCACCUCUCCAAUCGGGGUUCAGCAGGGUGACUGGAAGGAGGAGUGGUAGCUGGGCGAAAGGGGUUGGCGGCGCGGUGAAGACGGAAGGGAGGCUACCCGGAGCCGGGAGAAGAAAGGGGGGCGUAUCCUGGGAGAAGGGCCCAGGACCAAGCGGGAUUCGGGGGCUACCUGGGCGACUCCCGUUAUGGGAUGAGUUAUGUAGGCAACAUAGAAGUUUGGGGUGAUUCAUGAACAGAGAGUACCACAGGAGGUGGUUGGCUAACAUACUGGAAGUGGGUGCAAGGAGCCAGACCGAGUGGUCUGCGAAGCUGUGCUCCAUUGCCUCCUAAGUCACCCAGUGCAAGUCCCCACACUUCUCGGUAUUUCAGUUUCUUCAUCUGUAAAUGGGAGUAGUAAUCAUACAGGACACACAAGAUUGCUGCGCUGCUUGAGUUAAAUGAGUUGCUGCCACCCUGGCCAUGGGGCGCCACACUGUCCUGCUCCUGCUCCUGGCUUUCCUGAUGCUUCGGGAGGUCAUCCCCGUACCGCUGGCCCUGAGGGCCCUCAGCACUCUGCACAGGUCAGCCAGCUUCACAUCCCGCCCCGCUGUACCCACGAAGUACACGGUUCACUACCUCCAACAGAAGGUUGAUCAUUUUGGAUUUACUACAGAUAAAACUUUUAAACAGCGGUACUUACUAGCUGAUGAACACUGGAAGAAAGAUGAUGGAUCAAUACUUUUCUACACUGGUAAUGAAGGGGACAUUGUCUGGUUUUGCAAUAAUACGGGGUUCAUGUGGGAUGUGGCUGAGGAACUGAAAGCUAUGUUGGUGUUUGCUGAACAUCGAUACUAUGGAGAAUCCCUACCUUUUGGUAACAAUUCAUUCAAGGAUUCCAGAUACUUGAAUUAUCUGACAUCAGAACAAGCUCUGGCAGAUUUUGCAGUGUUAAUCAAAUACUUGAAAAGAACAAUCCCAGGAGCUAAAAAUCAACCUGUCAUUGCCCUAGGGGGCUCUUAUGGUGGCAUGCUUGCAGCCUGGUUCAGGAUGAAAUACCCUCAUAUGGUGGUUGGAGCUCUUGCAGCCUCUGCCCCCAUCUGGCAUUUUGGUAAUCUGGUACCUUGUGGUGUAUUUAUGAAGAUCGUAACUGAAGAUUUUAGGAAAAGUGGCCCAAAUUGUUCAGAGACCAUCCACAAUUCCUGGGGUGCUAUUACUCGACUCGCAAGAACAGGCAGUGGCUUGCAUUGGCUUUCUGAAGCCCUUCACUUAUGUACCCCAUUAAGAAAUUCGCAGGAUGUUCAGCAUUUGAAAGGCUGGAUCUCUGAAACCUGGAUAAAUCUGGCAAUGGUGGACUACCCUUACGAGUCUAACUUUUUACAGCCUUUGCCUGCUUGGCCUAUCAAGGUAGUGUGCAAGUAUUUGAACAAUCCCAGUUUAUCUGAUGCACAGCUGCUGCAGAAUAUUUUCCAAGCUCUGAAUAUAUAUUACAAUUACUCAGGCCAGGCGAGAUGCCUGAAUAUAUCAGAGACAACAACUAGCAAUCUGGGAACCCAGGGUUGGAGCUAUCAGGCUUGCACAGAAAUGGUCAUGCCUUUUUGUACUAAUGGUAUCGAUGACAUGUUUGAGCCUCGCUCAUGGAACUUUAGGGAAUAUUCUGAUGACUGUUUUAAACAGUGGGGUGUGAGACCAAGGCCCGCCUGGAUCACUACUGUGUAUGGAGGCAGAAACAUCAGUUCACACAGCAACAUUGUUUUUAGCAAUGGUGAACUAGACCCCUGGUCAGGAGGUGGAGUAACCAAGGAUAUCACAGACACCUUGGUUGCGAUCACCAUCCCAGAAGGGGCCCAUCAUCUAGAUCUUCGAGCCAGAAAUGCCUUUGACCCCACGACCGUGCUAUUAGCCCGCUCCUUGGAAGUUAGACACAUGAAGCAAUGGAUCAGAGAUUUCUAUGCCAGUCAGAGAAAGAAGCACUGAGAAAUUUUGAUCACUUUCAGUUUCUUUUCUGUUCAUUCUACCCACGUUCCCAUUCACUUUGGUUUUCUACAUGUAAUUGCUUUGGUUUGUCAUUAGAUUUGAUGAGGCAAAGGUUGAGAUAGAAGAGAGGGUGAUGAUGGUGAUAGCAGCCAUCCCACACCCUGAAUCGUCGCCCUCUUCACACCACCCCUGGGAAGAAUCUCUUUGUGACAGCUUUCCUACACCAUCAGUGGCCCUCAUAACUGGAGCAGAGUUCCUGACUGCCUUUCACAAGAGGGAGGGUCACUUCCUUUGUUUCUCUGCAAGCAGAGCUUCCUCUUGGGUUUGAGGGUAAAGUCUCUUUGGUCCGUUUGUCACUCCCUAGCCCUUCCCUCAAAAAAGAACAGCAGAAGAUAGACAAAAAUGAUGUAAUUGCAGCUGGUAGGAAGGAUGUCUGAUGCCAAUCCAGGAAAUGGAAGCCAUUUCUUUUGUACUUGAUUUAAUGAUUUUGACUGUGCUGUAAAUAAAGAAUAAGGCUGGACCUUA